Drosophila santomea is the source of this 733-nucleotide messenger RNA. Its product is annotated as mpv17-like protein 2. NCBI's taxonomy places the organism in Eukaryota, Metazoa, Arthropoda, Insecta, Diptera, Drosophilidae. The transcript has a single exon. The record is from RefSeq and is a predicted model, not a curated record. Gene Ontology annotation, cellular component: membrane; cytoplasm. The coding region runs from base 119 to 733 and encodes 204 amino acids. Gene Ontology annotation, biological process: mitochondrial ribosome assembly.
UUAUUCAAUAAAUCAAAAAAUCAGGGCUUUCAAUGUCAGAACAAAUACAGAAAAUACAAGUUUUUUAACCAAACAAGUAAACCAUCACAAGAGCGAAACAAGUUUAGAUGGGAUCACGAUGUUUAGCUGGACUCGGCUGUCCAAUCCGCUGAAAAUGGGCUUCCAGUUCGUAACCGUUUUCUCGACAAGCUCCCAAAUUCCACCGAAUGCAAAAUUCUGGUCCAAACUGUUCGGAAAGUACCUGUUGCUGACAAAUACCGUCGGAUCGGGACUCCUCGUCGCCAUCGGAGAUGCAGUUGCCCAGCAGUACGAGGGAUUUGCUGAAAAGAAAACCUUUGACUACUCUCGCUCAGGAUGCAUGAUGAUUACGGGCUUGGUGAUUGGUCCGGUUCAGCACAGUUUCUAUCUGCUGCUGGACAGGCUGCUAUCUGACAGUGGACGAUGGGGUGUCCUGCAUAAGAUACUCGCGGAUCAGUUGAUCAUGUCGCCCACCUAUAUUUUCCUGUUCUUUUACGUCAGCAGCUUGCUGGGUGGGAAAACAUUAGCGGAGUGCAAUGGCGAGCUGGCCGAGAAGUUCCUUUACACGUGGUUGUUGGACUGCUGCUAUUGGCCGGUUCUGCAGUAUCUGAACUUUCGCUUUUUUAAGUCUAACUAUCGCGUGAUCUUCGUUAAUUGCGUGUACGUCGUCCUGCUUUCCCAUAUAAAGUACGGCUUUUCCUUCCAGGAUCCAUAG